Molecule: messenger RNA, 3376 nt
Organism: Oncorhynchus gorbuscha (pink salmon)
Lineage: Eukaryota; Metazoa; Chordata; Actinopteri; Salmoniformes; Salmonidae
Gene: wbp1
Product: WW domain binding protein 1
Exons: 4
Coding region: 410-1246 (278 amino acids)
Source: RefSeq, a predicted model, not a curated record
UGUGGAAUGAGUUGGACAUGUGAAGUAGGGCAUUGAAGGAGUUGAUUUGGUGGGAAGUCGUAAUGUCAUUAGCCUUUUUCCCAAUAUGAUAUAUAUGUCAAUAUGUCAUGGACCACCUAUUGAGCUGUUCAUUUUGUUACACACACCUUUUAAGUAAAUCCGAUGAAAAGGAGACAGGAGUGCCACUUUACAAGUUGCACAAAAAGACUUCUCCAGUUGUAUGACAACACCGCCAUCCAGUGGCUAGUGCAACAUCUCUGUUUCUGUUUUAGAUUUGAGUCACUGAACGCCUUCCGACAGAGACAAAACAUGUCACGUACGUAACGGUUUGAAUUAGCUGUUCAUUUCACAAGUUGUGGAUCACCUGCUAUAUGAUUCCCGUCGUGUUGUUGGCCAACAACCCAGAAAGAUGCCACAGAAAACACUGGGAUCCAUUGUAGGUCUGCUUUGCACCGGGACCUGUUUGGUACAGGGUAAGGAGUUCUGUUUUGGAGUGAACAAUGAGCAAUACCGGUGUGAGAUGGGGUACUGCUGCGGUGAGACUGAGUGCUGCACCUACUACUACGAGCUAUGGUGGUUCUGGCUGGUGUGGACCCUCAUCAUAAUGCUGAGUUGCUGCUGUGCCUACCGUCACCGCCGGGUCAAGAUGCGGCUGCAGCAGGAGCAGCGCCAGCGCGAAAUCAGCCUUAUGGCCUACCAGGGUGCUUCUAGCUCCUUCAUUUCCCCUCCUCCCCUCAACCUGAGGUUCUGGACAGACUGCAAGCUUCCUGACUAUGAAGAGGUGGUGGGUCAUCCCCCGACUCCCCCUCCGCCUUACUCCGAGAUUCCCCCAGAGACCACCACUGCCAUCAUGCUGCCCUCCAUCCAAUCAGAAGUGGUCUUGAUGCUGGAGCCCUCAACAGAGGACGCGCCAAGAGAGGAGCAGCCCGCCAAUUCAUCAUCAGACCAAGAAGCCGCGUCUGUGCCCAGCCAAUCAGAGCGACCAGUGGAGGUGGACCCUGAAGGCCCAUUGGAGGAGCUGCUGACCCGGCGCAGGCACGUGACGGGCGACUCAGGGAUUGAGGUGUGUAUUUGCCAACUAGAUGAGGGCUCUGGGCCGGAGGAGGACGAGGAGCUGGUGUGUCAGGGGGCCACGGGGGACUGCUGCUCUGCCUCUGAUCACCACCACACCCUCAGACACAAAGCGAGAACCCCUGAGCCCCAACCUCAGGGUCAGACCACCAGCACCGGAGACCGCCUGGUCUGAGCUCCACCACCUACCAUCCCAGAGGCUGCUGUUGCUGCCCGAUCUGUGCUUUAGGGAGGGAGACCCAGGAGAGCUCUUGUCAUUGUCAUCAUAACAAUAACUCAGACACCACCAGCAAAUGAAAUGCCCCACAAUAACUCACCAAAUUAACCAGGUUGUCCUGUUGUUUAACAUCCUUCUCAGUUAUGAUCCAUAUAAUGAAGAUGACAAAAAGAAAAGCUCUUAUUUGAGAAAUAUGAUUUUUUCCGUGUGGCUAAAGGCUUAAUUGUUUAAUACCCAUGGUCCCUCUGCUUUGUUUAGUUCUUAACAUGGGGAUGAUGAGGAAGAAUGUUAAGUCUUCCUGGAUGGGGGAGGGGCUAAAACCUCUAGAGACCACCAGGUGGUAAGAAGAGGUGUUGACGCUGGCACAGAAUUGACUAAAUCUACCCACCCCCACUGUCUGGCCUGGACAUUUUCUUCUGGUCCUUCUAACAUUUCACCUACGUGGGGACAGGACAGUAUACCGCAACAGUCACCAACCCACAGGCUUCUAGGCCCCAGCACACAAGGGUCAAAACAGGAAAAUAAUGCUUCAAGACCCAAUCCUGACCUGAGGGGACUGAACAAGGUGUACGGACUGUGACAAAAGGAACUUGUUUUGUUUUUGUAAGGGUGUGUACUGUGUAAUCUAGGAGACAGCUGCAAAGUGAUGUCACCCCUGAGUCAUCUUAGCCUGUGCCUGGUUUCUUCGUGGAGUGACAGCAGGGCUAUUUGCAUCUAGAGAAGAGGCUGGGAAGGGGAAGUGAAGCUGUGCCUGUCUCUUAUAGGCUCUCCAUCUCUGAACUGUGUCCCAGUAACAUCAGACUCCUCCCCCUGAAUCCCCCCACUUCCCAACCCUCGUGACUCCACCAGUUCUCCGGUCAACACUUGGCCAGACUGAAAUGUAUUGAAUGGACUGGAACAGACAUUUUGAUGUGUGGCCAAGUUCUCUCUGUGGCCAAGUGAACUCAAGACUGUAAGCUGUGACAUUAUCCCAUCGCUGUGCCUGCAACUUGGUGUCUAUAAAAAUCCUUGCGGUGGUCGACUGUGUGUCCCCCAGCCCGGCAGUGAUAUUACCAGGGAUACUGAAGGUUCAGCUCUCUAGUACUUUGCUCCUUUAUCAUUAUCUUGUCAUUGUAUUACUUCUCUCUAAAACCAGCUUUGGCUGAGGCCACUAUUACCCACAUUAAUAGCAACACAGCUCUACCAAGGUGCUGCUGUGGGUGUAUUGUGUGUUUUAUAGGAUGUGUAGAGGAGGAGUCUUAUUUAGGGUAGCCACAAAGUGCCCUGGCCCCUGGUGUAAAUGCACUCAAUUCACCAGGCUUUAGACCACUUUUAUAAACAAUGCACUAGGAUAUUGCAUGGAAGGCAUGAGUCAUUUUGUUUUUGUGUGUAGGUAGUGUGUUCUGAUUUGUUGUGUCUACAACAUAUAGCGACACACUCCUAGGCCAUUGGCCCCAAGCUGGCACGGAUGAAUCGGCGGUUGCUGUUUUGAUCCAGCCAGAGCCUGAUAGUGACGCAGCUUCACCACGAGUCUCCUGGUCGUGUGGGGCUCGGACUGAGUGAACUAAGGUUUUAAGUAUAGACACCCUGUACCUAGUUUCAUCAUGUUAUUACUGCACUGGGCCUGCAGUGUGCUGUUGCGUACACCCUUGGCUUGCGGUGGUGUGAACCCUGUAGGAGCAAUGCUAGAGAUUUGUGGAGAUUUGUGGUGGUGUUUUCCAUUCAGUGGGGGUGGCUUUGCUGUGUGUGUAGUGUUAGCAUAGCUGCACACAGAUAGACUGCAUGUACCUCAGUGUUGUGCGUCGCUUGCCGACGCGGAGUUGUAGAAUCGGGUGUGGAGUGCAUGUGAUCUUACUGUGCAGUUCCACCUUGAAGAAGAAGCAAGGGGGGGGGGGUUAAAUGGCAGUGAUGUUUGAUUAUUUAGGGUAUUGAUUUGCCUUCAUACAGCACUGAUCAAUUAGGUUAUGGACUGAUGCACUGUUUUAUUAACAUCUAAUGAAAAAGGAAAUUGACACAGAUUUAUUCUGAAUAUCUAUCCAUAAAUAUGUAGGAUCUUAAUUUGAUCACUCUGUUGCAGGAUAACUUUCCUGCAAUUCAGGACAUUUGUUG